Molecule: messenger RNA, 1197 nt
Organism: Aspergillus steynii IBT 23096
Lineage: Eukaryota; Fungi; Ascomycota; Eurotiomycetes; Eurotiales; Aspergillaceae
Product: ankyrin
Exons: 1
Coding region: 136-1125 (329 amino acids)
Molecular function (GO): protein binding
Source: RefSeq, a predicted model, not a curated record
GAGAAAUUGAAGCGGACGGCAAAAGCAUAUGCUCUGCCACCCCAGGAAGUCUAUGAUAAAUACCUGAAGAAGGAGUCAGACGGCAGGUACUAUGCACAUGUCUUUGACGAGGAAGAGAGUGCUCCCCGAGAACCCAUGGCUGAGGCUAUCAUGAGUGGCCGAGUGGAUGCCCUCCAGGGAUUCCUCGACGUCGAUGUAAGUCCCGAUUCCUACACCAUCGAUGGACGUCGAAUGCUCAGCGUGGCGAUCCUGCACGAUCAAGUUGACUGCGCGGAGCUUCUUCUGCAGUAUUAUGCCAACCCUCGCCGGCCAGACCUCACCGGCAACAUCAACGUGGAAUGCAGGGUACCGUUCUAUCAUGCGGCAGCCAGUUGCGGAAGGGGAGGCGAGGUAAUAUACUCGCUCCUCGAGGCCGGGGUCAAAAUCACAUCCAUGAAUGUCUUCCGCUUGAUCCGCAACCGGCCCGAUGCCUUGGAUAUCUUAGUCUCUGCCGUUGAGCACGGGACGGAUCUUGGAAGCCUAACCGGGCACGACGGAUCGACGGUUUUGCACAAUGUGAUUUACGACUGGAUAGAACUCUACCCUGUAGUGCAGGAGGAUGGACUGCGAGUCUCAACGCCCUUGGUAGGAGACCCGGGACUGAUAGACUACAUUGUGACCAGCUAUCCUGACCUUCUUGAUGAGCAGAACCUCAUCGGCCAGACGGCCCUCCACCGAGCUCUGUGCUACUCGAAAAACAACCCCGGGAUUGCCGAGCAGUUAAUCGAAAUGGGAUGCGCGGUUGGCAUCCCGGACGAAUGGGGCCGUCAGGAGUUGCACUAUGCGGUCCAGCAACUCCAAUGCAAUGGCGACAUUGUGCGCGUCCUGUGUAGCAGACCCGAGGUCGAUGUCAAUGCGGUUGCCAAUAUCAUCCCAUAUGGGAGAGUGGAUCCCUUGCGAAUGGCGGUUUAUGAUGGUAAUUAUGAGAUGGCGAAUGUAUUGCUGGAAGAUUCUCGGGUGUUGGUUCACCCCGAAUGCCGCGAGUUUGUGAGAUCUUUGGCACAAGGGGAUCAGUGGAUUCAUGGAGAAAAGACACAUUCUCAAAUCUGCCAAUUAGCGUAUACGUGCCUGAAUAGUACAUCUUAAAAUCCAUAUCCCCGUAGAGCGUCGUAAUACUAUUGUUCCUUCAGCUUGUCCUCCGGGAAGGGAAUGUGAUAG